AUGUAUAAACAAGGAGACACUGUAGCCCGGCCUCCUAGUAGCCUCGAGCUACUACUGUGUCAGGGCUUUGUUUAUCUGAAUAAAGAAAUUUUAGCAUGCUCCACUGGCUGCGCUGCAGCCCCCUCCCCCCCCUCCUCCGGGGCAGACUCUGGCAGCUCUCUCGCCAGAGUCCUCCAGGACUUGAAGGAGAAGAAGGAAGUUGUGGAGGAGGCAGAGAAUGGAAGAGACGCGCCUGCCAAUGGGAAUGCUAAUGAGGAAAAUGCGGAGCAGGAGGCUGACAAUGAGGUAGAUGAAGAAGAGAAAGAAGGUGGGGAGGAGGAGGAGGAGGAAGGUGACAGUGAGGAAGAGGAUGGAGAUGAAGAUGAGGAAGCUGAGGCUCCUACGGGCAAGCGGGUAGCUGAAGAUGAUGAGGAUGUUGACACCAAGAAGCAGAAGGCCGAUGAGGAUGACUAGACAGCAGAAAGGAAAAGCUAAACUUAAGGCCACCGUGACCUAGUCACCCUCCACUUCCGGUCUCAGAAUUUAAACGUGGUCACCUUCGAGUAGAGGAGCAGGCCCCGCCCUUAGCGGGCAGUGCCACCCACAGAUGACAUGCGCUCUCCACCACCCCACCAAAACCACACCAUGAAUUUGCAACAGGGGAGGGAAAAAGAACCAAAACUUCCAAGGCCCUGCUUUUUUUCUUAAAAAUACUUUAAAAGGAAAAUUUGUUUGUAUUUUUUAUUUACAUUUUAUAUUUUUGUACAUAUUGUUAGAGGGUCAGCCAUUUUUAAUGAUAACGGGUGACCAAACCAGCCUUCAGAGCGUUUUCUGUCCUACUUCUGACCUUAUUUGUGGUGUGACCAUGUUCAUUAUAAUCUCAAAGGAGAAAAAAAAACUUGUAAAAAAACAAAAACAACAAAAA
Molecule: messenger RNA, 904 nt
Organism: Cricetulus griseus (Chinese hamster)
Lineage: Eukaryota; Metazoa; Chordata; Mammalia; Rodentia; Cricetidae
Source: RefSeq, a predicted model, not a curated record